Molecule: messenger RNA, 1326 nt
Organism: Eimeria necatrix
Lineage: Eukaryota; Apicomplexa; Conoidasida; Eucoccidiorida; Eimeriidae
Exons: 3
Source: RefSeq, a predicted model, not a curated record
AUGGGGGGGGCCCCAGGGGGCCCCCUUGGGGGGCCCCCCCGGGUGCACCCCCGGGGGCCCCCUAGGGGGCCCCCAGGGGUCUACUGGCGGGGCCCUCGGGGGCCCCUGAGGGUUUACGCGGCCAGUUUGCUGCUUGUUGCUGCUGUUUGCUGCUGCGCUGCUGCUGCUGAGAAAGAAAAAGGUGUAAACCCUAAUUUAGAGAAAAGCGGAGACAAACCACAAGAAGGAGCUGCGGCAGAUAUUGUUACGGUCUCGGUGUAUAUUCCUGAAUUUAUUCCUGGCAGCGUAGAGGGGCCCCCCUUGGGGGCCCCCAGUACCCUUUUUAGUCCCUCUAAAUGGGGGCCCCCCUCUCGUCUGCUGCAGCUGCAGGUUUCAGCAGCAACUCCAUCUAAGGAGCUGCUGCUGCUGCUGCUGCUGCAGCACACGACCUCUUCUGACCCGCUGCUGCAGCAGCUGCGUCAGCUGCAGCAGCGGCAGCCACAGCUGCUGCACCUGCUGCAGCUGACGCAGCAGCAGCAGCAGCAGCAGCAGCCGCAGCAGCAGCAGCAGCAGCAGCAGCUGAUGGAGGAGGAGCAAAUUGCCCUUUUAGAAACCCUAGAAGAAGAUGCAGCAUUUAGGGCGCUGCAGCGGCAGCUGCGGAAGCAGCUGCUGCUGAGCAGCAGCAGCAGCAGCAGCAGCAGCAGCGGGGACCCGCAAGUGGCGCGGCGGCGGGCAGUGUCUGCUGCUGCUGCUGCGCUGCGUGCUGCUGCAGUGCCCCAGCUGCACGCUGCUGCUCUUUUGUCCCGCUUCUCAUUUGCUGCUGCUGCUGCAGCAGCAGCAGCAGCAGACAAGGAAGCUGCUGCUUCGAAGGAAGGCCGUGUGGGGAGAGAUUCAAGUGUACAUACAGUCCCGUCGCUGAGGCGGUUCACGCGGCGCAGCAGCAGCAGCAGCAGCAGCAGCGCAGCAGCAGCAGCAGCAGCAGCAGCAGCAACGGCGAAGAACAAAGCGCGGCGGCUGGCGCGGAUCAGCUGGGGAGGCGAAGCUGCGCGGCAGCAAAAGAAAGAAACAAAUAAAGAAGAAGAAGAAAUAAAAGAAAAUGAUUUCGAAAAAGACUUUUCCAAAACCCUAAUUCAAAAGUGCUUCCUAAACCCUAGCCACGAGAGCUGCAGCGCCAGGGAGCUCGCUCCAAACCCUCUCCAGCUGGUCCUCGCCCACAGAGAGCCCUCAAACAGGGACAUGCUGGGAGACGCGCUGCGCGAGUGGCAAGACCGCGUUGCUGCGGAGCUUCUUCUUUCUUUUCAAUUCGAUGAAAGAGACACAUUUGAUCUUUCGGGAAAUUCCGUUAAC